UCUACAAUCAGUUGGGAUCAGACCGCCGGAGAACAUCGUCGACUUCCAAGGAGAAGACAACAGUGCCCUAUCUAACUCGCUUAUUCUGAUUUUCAUUUGAUCAGAUUUGUACUUUCAGGCAUCAAUAAUUUCUAGCUUGACUUGGGCAAUACUUGGAUUGAGCAGUGAUCAUGUGGAAAAUAUUAGUGAUAUGUAUUGUGAUCACGGGCCUAGCUGCCGAGGACAUGAUUAGCUACGAGGGUUACAAAGUCUUCAGUAUUAUCCCGACAACAUCAUCGCAGUUGAGAGUAUUUAAUGCGUUGAAAAAGGCGAACAACAAAGUUGACAAAUACAGCUUCUGGCAAGGACCAAGUUCAAUAAACAAAGAAGUGAUUAUUAUGGUAUCUCCGCACGUGCUUUCAGAAUUCUUUGAAAUAUUGGACAUUAGCAAUACAUCGCAUAAAAUCAAAUUUAACAAUGUCCAAAAACUAAUCAAAAAAACAAUGCCUAAGAAUCAAUCACAGAGCUUUGAUUUUGAAAGUUAUCAUACUCUCGAUGAAAUCUAUAAUAAUCUGGAAGAGUUGGCCAAGAAGUAUUCCGAUAAAGUGCAGGUCGUCGUAGGCGGUAGAACAUAUGAAGGGCGCGAAAUCAAAGGCGUAAAAAUAACUUCUGGUGAAGAGAAACCUGGAAUUUUUAUCGAGGGUGGCAUGCAUGGUAGGGACUGGAUUUCACCGGCGACUGUCAUGUAUAUCCUGCAUCAAUUAUUGACUAGCAAAAAUCCGGAUGUGAGAUAUGUAGCUGAUAAUCAUAAUUGGUAUAUUUUUCCAAUAUUCAAUCCUGAUGGAUAUGCGUACACUUUUAUCAAGAACCGAUUAUGGAAGAAAACUCUUAAACCAUCCAGUCUGCAUCCUGACUGCAUUGGAUCGGAUCCCAAUAGGAACUGGGAUUUUCGAUGGAAUACGACUGGCGUGAGCAAUAAUCCUUGCGCCGAGGAUUAUCCUGGAGAGUCACCAUUUUCGGAAAUAGAGAUGAAAACCAUGUCCGAAUAUAUUAAAGUCAAUGCCCGUUAUUUCUAUGCGUACGUCUCGUUUCACAGCUUUGGUCAACGAUUAAUGUUUCCUUACGGUUAUACGGAGACACAUAUCUUUAGUUAUGAUAAAUUGUAUCGUGUCGGCUUAGCAGCAAUUGCUGCUCUUGAAAAGGUGCAUGGAACCAAAUAUUGGACGGGAUGUCUUGGCGAGGACAAUGGUAUGUAA
This is a messenger RNA of Wasmannia auropunctata (little fire ant), 1235 nucleotides long. RefSeq names its product zinc carboxypeptidase A 1-like. Gene Ontology annotation, biological process: proteolysis. The record is from RefSeq and is a predicted model, not a curated record. The transcript is spliced from 6 exons. Lineage: Eukaryota; Metazoa; Arthropoda; Insecta; Hymenoptera; Formicidae. Gene Ontology annotation, molecular function: metallocarboxypeptidase activity; zinc ion binding. Bases 171 to 1235 code for a protein of 354 amino acids.